AUGCCUGUGAUUACACAGACUUCUGAAGAGACCUCUGAGGAGACAUCUGCUGAAUCAUCUGCUGAAUCCUCUGAGGAGACUUCUGAAGAGACCUCUGAAGAGACCUCUGCUGAAUCCUCUGCUGAAUCUUCUACUGAAUCCUCCACCAAAUCUUCCACUACGACAACUGCAGAAUUCACUGUCCCUACACGCACUGUCACCACGGAUCUUUCAUAUUCCUACACCUACACUGCUGGUGGGGAAACUACAGACUGUUAUACAACAGUAAAAACAGUUACUCAGAAUGAUUUGACAUACAUUGCAACUGCAUGGACUGAUGCACAUGAUGACCCAGCUACUGGGGAAACCCGCUACACCCUUUACUUGUUUGUUAACUUCACUGAAGACUAUGAUGACGUUACUGAUAUUCAAUAUUUGACAGAGUCAACAGCAAGUGAUGUCCACCUUUAUGAGGUCAGUGAAUUCACCGUGAAUUUGAAGCAAGGUGCUGUUGCUAUUCUUACAAGCAACCAAAACACGAUAUCAGCUGCUACCGGUAUCGUGGUAGUUGAGAAGGGAGGAAAGACAUACCUUGUCUCCUACUCGUGUAGUACGAGCAGACUGACAUUGGUGAAGACUAAAUUCCCUGAUGGAUUUACCUAUGAUUACUGCUCAACAUUCCCUAUGGUGUUUUUCUAUGAAAGUUAUUGUAACCAUCAAGAAUCUGCAAACACACUCAUAGAAUUCAGGCCAGCUGAUGACAAUUCGUCAAUUUCUAGUGAAUCUAGCACAGUGGAUUCAACUGCCUCUGCUUCUGAUGACUCUACCUCUGAGACAGAAUCACUUUCAAGCUCUAUUUCUGAGUCUCAAGUCAGCAGUUCUGACCUUGAAUCUUCCUCAAGUGAUCUUGAAUCUUCCUCAAGUGAUGUUGAAUCUUCCUCUAGUGAUGUUGAGUCUUCCUCUAGUGAUGCUGAGUCUUCCUCCAGUGAUGUUGAAUCUUCCUCUAGUGAUGUUGAGUCUUCCUCCAGUGAUGUUGAAUCUUCCUCUGGUGAUGUUGAAUCUUCCUCAAGUGAUGUUGAGUCUUCCUCUAGUGAUGUUGAGUCUUCCUCUAGUGAUCUUGAAUCCUCUGCUUCCUUUGAAGAUCUUUCUUCCCAAACUUCUUCUACUAGUAUCAUCACUGAGCCUGUGUUCACCGCCUCCAUCGUUCCCCUCGACAACGACGAUAGCAACGAUGAUGGCAACGACGAUGGCAACGAUGAUGGCAACGAUGAUGAUUACACAGAUAAGGGAAUCAACUGGAAUCUAGCCAUUCCUGGAUCCAUUGGCCCGUGGUCGUAUGUUGAGAUUACUGCUACCAAGAAUGGUACUGACAAUGAUGGGUUCUCCUACACAGGAGCUUUGGUUUAUAUCGAUGGUGAACUGACCGAUUCUGCGGAGGUUACUAUUACUUCCAGUACUGUUUCAAUCCUCUUCACUGAAGUCAUACCAUUGGAUAGUGUGGUAACUUUCACUAUUAGCAGUGAGGUUGUUUCCAGCAACGUUUGGACCUCAUAUGUUCAUAUUGUUAUUGAUACUAUAGACAAGACUUCUGAGGAGACAUCUGCUGAAUCAUCUGAGGAGACUUCUGAUGAGACUUCUGAGGAAACAUCUGAGGAAACAUCUGAGGAGACUUCUGAGGAAACAUCAGAGGAGACCAUUGACUCUACCACUGACUCUACCACUGACUCUACCACUGACUCUACCAUUACUUCUUUAGACUCCACAUCGAGUGACAUUACAUCUGAGAACCCAACAGAAACUCCUUCUGAAUCUAUCGCAGCUCCUGAAUUCACAGGUUCCUUUGAAGAUGGAAGCCCUCUCUGGCUUUUGAACAUUCCAGGAUCACUCGGACCAUGGACCUCUGUUGAGGUGAUAGUGACAAAGAAUGGUACCGAUAAUGAUGGAUUUGUUUAUGUACAAGCCUCAGCAUACGUUGAUGGACAGGAUAGUGACUCAGCAGAUAUCGAUCUUACCUCCAGCGUGGUUACAAUCGUCUUCGACAGCGAGAUAUCAUCCACCAGUGUGCUCUCCUUUGAGAUAGAAGGUGAGGUUACUGCUGACAAUGUUUGGACAUCGUUCGUUCACAUAGUUAUAACCACUCCUGAUGGAAAGAAGCUGGUGAAGAGAGCUGAGUUGGUCUUUGAUUUGGAAGCUACUAUCACAGGUACUGCUUCUCUCUCAUCUGAAUCUUCUGAGGCUUCUGAGGCUUCUGAGGCUUCUGAGGCUUCUGAGGCUUCUGAGGAAGUGAGAACUACUACUGUCGUUGUUACUUCUUGUGAGGACGACAUCUGCACAGAGGUUCCAGUUACCACCACCACUGUUAUCACUGUAACCUCUGCUGAAGGAACCUUGGGUACAGAGACUGCUGCAGGCAACACUGUGACUGGUGAUGAAGUUGUCGAAACCGAUGUUACUUCGAAGACAACUGUGACUGCUACUGUUACCGGUACUGCUAACAACCAAGAGGGCUCUGUCGAUACAGCCACUGCUGCUGAAAACCAAGAGGGCUCUGUCGAUACAGCCACUGCUGCUGACAACCAAGAGGGCUCUGUCGAUACAGCCACUGCUGCUGACAACCAAGAGGGAUCCACCUCCACUGUUGAUUCCGAGAACAUCGUUGAAUCCAAUGGUUCUACAACUGUUACAUACCUUGGAUCUGAGACUACUGAGGGUUCUGCAGGUUCUGAAACAUCUGGCUCAGAUACUACAGCUGUAUCUAUCACAACAUUUGAAGGCUCUGCAAACAAGUUGUCCAACACACUUGGUGCUAUAAUGGUCUUAGGUCUAUUGGCGUUGUGAAUUUGAGGGCAUGUCACUGCUCGUCUUGAUCGUAUUUCUUGAUCGCAUUUCUUUAUUGUUUUCGUUUCUAUGUUCAUUAUAACUGUUCAAAACUCAGUUACAACUGCUUUCGGUUGACAUUGAGAGAACAGUACUGUAUUUUAACUGACUUCGGUUGAAAUUGAGUAAAAAGUAUGGUGUUUUAACUGACUUCGGUUGAAACUUAGAAAGACGUUCCUG
Williopsis jadinii is the source of this 3036-nucleotide messenger RNA. RefSeq lists its product as uncharacterized. The record is from RefSeq and is a predicted model, not a curated record. The transcript has 4 exons. NCBI's taxonomy places the organism in Eukaryota, Fungi, Ascomycota, Saccharomycetes, Phaffomycetales, Wickerhamomycetaceae. The coding region runs from base 1 to 2817 and encodes 938 amino acids.